AUGGCACCCGAACAACGUAGUUUCAAGACUCAAGACUUCACCGUGCCAUCAAAUGGAUCUGGUGAAACUAUUCAAGUUCGCAUCAGCGAGCCUAACUUGACGUCCGAAAACUUGGGUCUGGAAACUUGGGCCGCUUCUCACAUUCUGGCAUCUCAGCUACAUCAUCUGGGUCCAAAGAUCCAAUUUCCUGAGCCUAGCUCGAAUGUCCUUCCCAUUCUGGAACUUGGUGCUGGUACAGGGCUUGUCGGUGUCACAGCAGCAACCCUUUGGAAGCAACCGGUUGUGCUCACAGAUCUAGCACCCUUGGUUCCUGCUUUGGACGCUAACAUUGGUCUCAACUCUGAAGGUCUCCAGAAAGCGAACACAAACAUGGAAGCUGGAACGUUGGACUGGAAACGCCCUACCACUCUGCUCGUCAAGGAUGAGCAGCGACCGCAGACACAAGCUCACGUUAUCUUUGCAGCUGAUACAAUCUACUCGGAAGAACAUCCCGAACUGCUUGCAAAUGUGAUCUUGAAGUGGUUGAGGAAAGACAAGGAUGCCAGGUUCUUGAUCGCAUACCCUUUGAGGGUAUGUUAUAUAGACUACAUCAGAGAGAUGUGGGAAAGACUCGAGGAAGGCGGCAUGGAAGCUAUGGAAGAGGGAAGAGAAGAAGCAAGCCAGGAUCUCUUCAACGAUGAAAGACUGGUCGAAUGGAGUGUCUGGAGAUGGAAGGACCUGUAA
Aureobasidium melanogenum CBS 110374 is the source of this 723-nucleotide messenger RNA. RefSeq lists its product as uncharacterized. Bases 1 to 723 code for a protein of 240 amino acids. The transcript has a single exon. NCBI's taxonomy places the organism in Eukaryota, Fungi, Ascomycota, Dothideomycetes, Dothideales, Saccotheciaceae. The record is from RefSeq and is a predicted model, not a curated record.